This is a messenger RNA of Debaryomyces hansenii CBS767, 498 nucleotides long. Its product is annotated as DEHA2E23606p. The record is from RefSeq and is a predicted model, not a curated record. The coding region runs from base 1 to 498 and encodes 165 amino acids. NCBI's taxonomy places the organism in Eukaryota, Fungi, Ascomycota, Pichiomycetes, Serinales, Debaryomycetaceae. The transcript has a single exon.
AUGGGUAUAUUUUUGCUUAUUAUUAUUCCAUUAAUUUUUUAUUAUGGUAUAACCUUUAAAUUUUAUGAUUUUGCAUUCAAUGUAGAAAUCGUUAUUCUAGAAUUUAUCGACAAGAGACCGUUUAAGGAAACCGAAUACAUGAAAAAGGAAGAAAUUUUACAAGAUAUCUUGUAUAAUGUUAACAACCAAGUGUAUCGUAGAAAGGGAAUUAAUUACGGAUACACUAGUACAAGGACCUUGCUUCUGGGAUAUCAAUCUUAUGUUUCACAAUUUGAAGACAAAUAUUUAAAACAUUACAAAGAUACACCUGUGGAAGAAAUUCAAGGCUGGGAUAAAAUUAUGUUAUUAGCUAAAAACAUUCAAGAUGAAGAUAUAAAUUCUGCUUAUAAAAGCGUGAUCUCUUCAGAAUUGAUUGAUGAAUAUAGUACAAAAAAGCCAAUGAUUCGGUCUAAAUCCUAUGAUAAGCUGCUAGAUGAGCACAUUAAGAAAAGUAACUGA